Photinus pyralis (common eastern firefly) is the source of this 3898-nucleotide messenger RNA. Its product is annotated as sodium-coupled monocarboxylate transporter 2-like. The transcript is spliced from 8 exons. Gene Ontology annotation, molecular function: symporter activity. Gene Ontology annotation, biological process: sodium ion transport; transmembrane transport. Gene Ontology annotation, cellular component: membrane. NCBI's taxonomy places the organism in Eukaryota, Metazoa, Arthropoda, Insecta, Coleoptera, Lampyridae. The record is from RefSeq and is a predicted model, not a curated record. The coding region runs from base 2066 to 3778 and encodes 570 amino acids.
GUAGAAACCAUCAUCCUUGAUUAGAGAUUUGUUAAAUUGAUGAUUCACAUUGUCCAUUCAAGUUAUUAAGCUUUGUAUGUGUAAUGUAUCUUAUAUUUUAGGAAUAUUUGAAUAUUUACCUGUUACUACACCCCCUUGGGGAGUUUAUUUUUGAUUUCAUAUUUAAUUACAGUAAACUCGUCUUUAUUUUCCAACUUAAAUUGAUUUGUACUCUUUUUCAUCCCCUCGUAUGUUCUCAAUGUCAUACGGGGAGAGGUAAGCUAGAAAUUGAGGCUCUCAACCUGGGUAAGUGCAACGAAGAGUCCGAAGAUUAUUUUAGCCAGAACGAACAACCGCUGUUGUGUGUUUUUCAAGCUCUUAUUUUGUGUUUAACCCUGAGCUAGUUAGCCGUUUAUGCUACGGAUUUGAGGGAACGCUGCGCCAACUCAACACCCGUUAUAUACUUUUAAUUUUUUGUAAGUGCCAGUUUAAAUUCAGGAUACGCUCUUGGCGUUGACAUCUAUCUUUAUUCCAAGGUAAGCGUGCCUUGUAGGUUUUACUUGUACUUGGUUCCUAUACGUGCGAAUUUUUGUCCUGAAUAUGAAUUAAUUUGCGGAAUGCUCUUAUAUGAUUCUGUAAUUAGUUGUUUAGUCGGUCAUUCUUGAUUGGAGGUUUAUUAAACUGGGGAAUCUCAAUUGUAUAUACUUGUAGUGAAGUUAAUAAGAUUUGUAAGUAACGUAAGUUAUAAUUUUGAGUAUAUUAGGAGGAGUAUUUUGUAUUUUGUGUGAUACGCUAUCCAAUUGUGGAUUUCAACCUCUUAAGUAAGAGGGCUAAUCGUAGAUGAAGCAGCCAUUUUAUUCCCGAUGGAAAAAUUGUGGUCCACAAAUAUCAGCCGAAAGAUAAGAAAGAAAAACAUUUGCUGUGGCAAGCACAGCUCGUAGCACCCGCAUACCUGCGCAUGCGCGAUUCUGCCCUUUUAUGUCUAAGAAUAUGGGUACCAUGGCUUCAAUCGGUUCAGCCGUUUAACAGGAAACGAGAGUACAGACGGACCGACAUACCGACCGACAGACGGAAAUCAUCGAGAUUUUGUUUGAUUCGGAUUCCUGGUGCUUUAAAACGUGUUUUUCGUCAAAAAAAGAUGGAGGGUCACUUUUUACUCCAAUGCAAUACCUCCUUUACUGGAUUGCGGGUUGUAAAAAUGCAAUUAAAAUCCUCACUAUUGGAGUGUAUAGAUAAAUCUGUCCUAAUUACUGCGGAAUCCCCAAUUUAAUGAAUUCAAUCGCCAGAGAUUAGUAAAUAUGGAUGAUGGCAAUUAAAAUUCCAUGCAUUCUAAAUUACGUUGUCGGUAGUUUUAUUAAAUCCGGUCCAUGAAAGUUGCCACCGAUGACACAAUUGGUGCCUGAACCUGAUCUCGGCAUCAGCAGCGAGCACUAUGGAGUGGCAAGAUCAAAGUUAACAUUGCCUUUUAUACUGAGACGGCGCGGCGUACAGAUGAAGUGAAGAAUCUUGUCGGUCUGUUGGAACUAUUUAAAACGAGCUUAUAUACUAAGUGAGAACGGGCAGCUGGUACAGAUCUUCUGUAUAGAGGGAAUAUCGCUAAGGGUUUUCCAUCAACAACAACAACUGAAUUGGAUGACCUUGAACUUGGCGCAUUCGCAUAACUCAAGGUCAAAGUGAAACCGGCCGUACUAAUCUACUAAUGCCAUCUAAGAAUAUGCAAUAUUAAACUGUUUUAAACAAUUCCUCAUACGGUCUCCGAGGUUAUCCAUUCCUUCAGUGGUCCUCCAUUGUACCACUUAUAGUUUAUUGUGUUUGUGUUGAACUAAUGUAUGGCCGAGUCUAAGCCUGAUGAACUUUCCAAGGAAGACAGCAUGCCUUGGAAUAUUUUGGAAAUGUAUCAAUGAUGCUUCCAGUUGAAGGUUAGAUAUCGACUUAAAUCUUUGAAUUUUAAGUUAUCUGGGCUAUUGCACUUGAGAUACUAAUACUAAACUAUCUUAUCUGAGUUACUAUCAAAUCAUCCCAUGCAAUUUCGAGACACUCAUACGUUUCGGAGACAAUUCUGUCCAAAUCCACCUUCCUUAGAAUAAUGGUCGACUUACGACUUACUUGGUUAGACUUCGUAAUAUUUGGCGGUCAACUGACGAUCAGCGUAUUGAUCGGUGUUUAUUUCGGAUUUCGCAAGAAAAAAAAGGACCAGGAUGAUUAUUUGGUGGGAGGCAAGACCAAUAUUUACGCCGUGGCCGCUUCUUUAGUCGCAAGCAACGUGGCGGGAGCUACUCUGGUAAGCAUUCCAUCUGACAUCUACCAGUUUGGAGCAAUGUAUCUUUGGGCACCAGUGGCCCACGGGAUUGUAAUUAUCUGCACACUAUUCGUAACGAUGCCCGUUUUUACUAAUCUCGAUUGCAGUAGCGUUUUUUACUAUUUGGAGUUGAGGUUUAAUCGAAAAGUUCGACUCAUGGCGUCAGCACUCUACGUUCCGCAGCUGAUCUUAUUCUGCCCCACUGUUAUUUAUGUACCUAGCGUAAUUUUAACACAGAUGACCGGUUAUUCGACCACCCUCAUAGCGGUCCUUGUAUGUGUGAUUUGUAUUGGUUACACCAGCUUGGGGGGUUUCAAUGCUGUCGUAUGGACGGAUACCCUACAAACAGUUCUGAUUAAUGCAUGCCUAAUUGUAGUUCUGAUCUUCGGUUUCAACACCAGUGGUGGAUUAGGCGCGGUUUGGUCCGAGGCGGUCAAAGGUGGUCGUUUGGAUGUGCUACAAUUUGAUUUUGAUUUUACUACUCGUGACUCAAGUUACAUCAUCCUGUUCGGGCAGACCCUAAUUUACUUGGUGGCCGUCGGAGUUGGACAGCCAACACUUCAACGGUUAAAGUCUCUUCAAACAAAAGGUGAAUCUCGAAGGGUUAUGGCUUUGGUGUAUCUUGGAUUGGUCACAAUAAAUACGCUCGUUGUAUUAAUAGGUCUGGCUCUAUACGCCCGUUAUUCCACUUGCGACCCACUUUUAGACAACAAAAUUCAAAAUUACGACCAAAUUGUUUCAUACUUCGUCAUGGAUGUUGGAGGGCACAUUCCAGGUUUGCCUGGAUUAUUUGUUGCCGGUAUUUUUAGCGCAGGUCUAAGUAGUUUGUCAACAGGCCUAAAUUCAGUUGCGGCUAUAAUUUAUACCGAUUUUCUGGAAGGCUUCGACUCAAUCGCCAAGCACCGAAAUGUUGCUCUGAAGUUAAUUGUACUUUUAUGUGGAGGUCUGUGCGUGGUGCUCACGUGUAUUAUUCCCUACUUCGGAGGUGUUCUUCCAGCGAUCAUUAGCUUUCUCGGUGUAUUUGGGGGACCAAUUCUCGGUAUAUUCAUGCUAGGAUUAGCGUUUCCUAAAUCAAACACGACGGGCACUUUGGUGGGCGGCGGCGCAGCUUUUGUAUUUGUAACGUGGCUGUCCAUAGGUCACUACUACUACAAAAAUAAGGGGUGGAUUCGAGAUAUCACAAAGCCAAUAUCAAUAGAAGAAUGUGACUCCAUUAGUAAUCUCACUGCCAAGGUCGAGACAUCAUUUGUGCCGCACGAAGACGUAUUUAUAUUAUACAAAAUUAGCUAUUGGUAUUACACGUCCAUCAGCUUCCUCGCAACAGUGUGUGUAGGAUUCGUCAUCAGUUUACUUACUCGUAAAAAAAGUGACAUGGUUUCGCCCGAAUUAAUUUCUCCAUGGUUCAGAUUUUUACUACCUGAAGACAAGAAGAAUCGAAAGUCGCAUCGUUACUCUACGAUAAUCAAAUCUUCAGACAUAAAACUGCAGACACUUCAAUAAGUGUCAGCUACUACGAUUGCGCGUCAUUGAGCAACAGGUUUGCAUAUUGAAAUACAAUAUUGACUUUUCAAAAAUGAACUUUUUUUCCAAAUGACUCACGACUAUCCCUAAACAUAAAUA